UUCUUAUUGCUCGUCACUACUUAGUGGACACAUAGCUAGAUAGCAUCACAACUUACCUACUAUCGACUAUUUUUUGCAUAUUCUCCGCACCAAAACGAAACCGUUGCCACAAAUAUGUAUACUUUCACAGUUCGAUAUCAAUAUAAAGUAAAGUGUAAGUAUGAGUGUCUUUUAUAAAAAAAUGUGAGAAAAUUUUACUGCUAACUAGUAACUCUUGUCCUUUAUCCUAAAGUCCAAGUUAUACUGAAACCCACAAUUUAUUACUCCGUAUCUCCAUUUCUACCUUCCUUGGCUCUAUCCUUUUUUUAAAAAGUAGAGGCAGGACCAAGCUAAGAAAGAAUCUACUCUGGAAACAGCCGCGAGCUACUCCUCUGGCGCCGGGGAUGAACUUUCCGAUCACAUCUUCUUUCGAGGACUAUCAAGAUGAACAGAAGACUGCAUUUGAAUUUGGUCUUCUAGUUUUCAUUUACGUUACCGUCCUGGCGGUGUUGCUGAUGGUGAUAGCGCUAACGGUGAAGCUGCUGGGCUUCUGCGACGAGGGAGCGGCGGCGGAGGGGGGAACAGAGGCGGCGGAGAGGGGCCGGUUGCUGGAGAAAGAGGCGGGUCGGAUCAUGUACGGAGUGUUCGACGAAGACGAGGAGGAAGAGCCGGCGACGUACAGCCGGAGCAGUUCAGGUGAGGAUUUGUACGACGGGAAGGUGUGUGUGAUUUGCUACGACAAAAGACGGAGUUGGCUUUUCGUCCCAUGUGGUCACUGCGCCACCUGCUCUUCAUGUACCAAAAGAAAAAGUCCGAUUAAGUUGCACGAAAUCAAUGAUUAUCGAAGGGAAAGCAAAGACUUGCCCCUUUUGUCGCGGAUUUAUCCACACAGUGUCCAGAUAUCUCAACCGCCAUUGACUUAACCAAGAGCGAUUUUUGAGCAUCUGCUAAUUAGUCAAUCGUCCUAGCUGUUCCGUGGGGGCCGAAUUGAAGGUCAUGAUAUUUGAUGAUGUUUUAGAAACUCUAAUAGUGAAUUUAAGUUUUAAGGGCUCUAUACUAAUUAAAAAGGAUGACGAUUCCCCGAGGACUCCAACAUUGACCGAACAAUAAAAGUAUGAAACUAUGAUAAAGGUUGUUUUAGUU
Cuscuta epithymum is the source of this 1122-nucleotide messenger RNA. The record is from the annotation of a GenBank genome assembly. Lineage: Eukaryota; Viridiplantae; Streptophyta; Magnoliopsida; Solanales; Convolvulaceae.